AUGGCUACUGAUGAUCAUAACAAUCCAAUGGAUGUGGAUUCCGUAGAAAGUGAAUCAAUAGAAUCGUGCUUUAACAAGUUAAAAGAAGAAUUACCGGACAAAACUACCCUACUGAAUAAUAUCUUAGAAUAUAUCACUAACUUAAAAUCUGAUAACCAAAACCUUAGGAAUGAUAUAUCAGAACAAACAAAUUUAUUGAACAAUAUUUCAGUAGAAUAUAAAGAAUUUGAGGAAAUCACUCGUGGACUAAACGAAGAACUGUCGAAACGAGAAAAUGUUUUAAAAAUUCGGAAUCAGGAAUUUGAGGAACAACAAAGUUUACUAAAGAUUAUUUCGGAACAAAAUGUAAAAUUAAAUGAUAAAAAUAAAGAACUUGCGGAAUUAACCGAAGAACUGUCAAAACGAGAAAAUGAUUUACAAAUUC
Racocetra persica is the source of this 424-nucleotide messenger RNA. Lineage: Eukaryota; Fungi; Glomeromycota; Glomeromycetes; Diversisporales; Gigasporaceae. The record is from the annotation of a GenBank genome assembly.